Messenger RNA from Diorhabda sublineata, 9223 nucleotides. RefSeq lists its product as uncharacterized. NCBI's taxonomy places the organism in Eukaryota, Metazoa, Arthropoda, Insecta, Coleoptera, Chrysomelidae. Bases 1554 to 4496 code for a protein of 980 amino acids. The transcript has 18 exons. The record is from RefSeq and is a predicted model, not a curated record.
ACAGUAACUAACGCUUGUUGUUUAGAUAUAUUUCCUUUGUUUUCGAAUUUCAAUACAGUUUUUAACUUCGGGCUCUUAUCAAGCAAGAAAAUCCGAAAAUUAUUUCGAAUUGGCAACGCCGCUAUGACCUAGAAUAAGGAGCGCCAUUGAACAUUUCAGUUGAUUCUGAAAUAUUCUGAAAUAAUCGACUUUCAUGAAAUAUCCGCGGAAAGCUACCCUAAAACCGCGCAACGUGAGUGUAUCUUUUAAAAGCUAGUGGAAAAAGUGCCCAUUUUUCUUUGAUUCGUUAAUAAAAGGUGUGCAAAAUGUGAAACGAAGUCAAAGAUAAAUGAACUAAUCUGGAUGAAUUAAAAUAAAAAAGUAUUAAUAGGCCUAAAGUAAAGUGAUAAGUCAAGCUGCUCUGUGAUUUUUUACAUCUAAAAUUAUGUCGUUAACUGUUUUCUGAUCAAAGUUUAAGGAAUAUCAAAACGUCGUCGUCUCAAAAAAUUACGUGGCUUCGUCAGCCACGACAAGCCGGAAGUGGCUCAGUUUCCGUCCGCCGUUUUAAUGUGACUGUGGUAAACGACAGCGAUAAAGAAUGUCGCUUGGAUUCUUCAUCGCCGGUCCCACGUCAUCGUGGUCAACCAUUUGCAAGUAUACCAGAAGACCAUGCGUUAGAUUCCGACGAAGAGUCUCAAAUUGAAGUUUACAAACCUAGACAUUCAACAAAUAAUAGCAGAUGCGCAUCUCCGGCACCUUCGUGGGAUUUCAGCCAAGAUGAAAGCAGUGAAAGUGUUGUAAGUAAAACUUUUCGAACUCUUAAAUGAAUUAGAAACACCUGUGUCUACCUAGAUAUGAGAAUUUUUACUAAUUUAAAUCCGGAAGUAUAUGAUUUGGCGUGAUUGCUUUGAACAGAUGGUAAACACUUGGCACAAAUCCACAUAUAAUGACAAAGCUGGCAAACUAUUACCGUUCGAAAGUGAAAAAUCAUAUCGUUGCUUCCUAAUAACGUAUCAAAUUUAUUUCUACAUUUUUACCCCCGCAUCCACUUUUUAAAAAAAUUUUUCAGUUUUCAGACUUACAGCUACAAUGGUUUUAUUCGCUUUCUAAGCGUUCUGUUGAGUUUUGGAAAUACUAUAUAUUAUGUUCCUUUACUUCAACUAUAUAAACUAAUAUAUAGAAGUGUUGGUUUAUUAGUCACUGCUGUAAUAAAUAAUCAGCUGAUUGCGAUACUGUUGCCGUCUAUGUUUGUUAAUGUGAAUCACAAGUUUCCAUCAAAUGGAGAAGUAAGGAAAUUCUUGGAAAAUCUUUUAAUUUUUAACAGCUGUCACUUUACAGCAUCAGAAAUUAGUUUUCAAGUUUUUUCAUGUCUAGUUUUCGCUAAAAAUAGGUGAUUAUCUACACAGUAUUUUAAAAUAAAAAAACUUGUGUUUAAAAUUGUGUGAAGUGAUAUGUAGUAGCAGAUUUUAGUGAUAAUAACAGUAAGGUGAUUUUUUGUGUUAAAAAGUGGUUUAUGUAGCUAUUGGAAUGUAUAACGCAUUAAUAAAUGCAACAAUAAAUGUAUAGCACCAAAGAUGGACACAGAUGUUACCCAACAAACGAAUUCUGUUAUCGGAGAACCUCAAAAUAAUACCCAUUCCAUCGCUGGAACAUCCAAAGAUACAAUAAAGCUUAAUCCGAAAAAAGAAUCUGAAGAUUCUUGUUCGGAAGAAAGUGACGUUGAACCAGAUCUAAUAGAAACAAUAAAUUACAACGUAAUUUCAUCUAUCGGUGGUAUGAAGGAUUUAGUACCUGAAGAAGAGCUUAGCAAUACAUUCUUCCACAGAUAUUUUAGUAACCAUAGUAAUAGUUUACCUUCUAAGAUGACAAUGACGUCUAGAAGGUUGUCUCAAUGUAGAGAGGAGGACGAAGAAGAAGAGAAACGAGAGCCCUCGAAUAUGUCUACGAUAUCUGGUAGCGAUAAAUCACUUUCUGAGUCUUCGAGCGGUUCGAAAACGUCUGUGAUAGAUACUGUCAGUGGCCCUACCCACAAAUUUGUGAUAACGAAAACCAAAACUAUUAAUGAAACCAAAAACGAAGAAAAGGAAUCCAAAAGUGAAAAAGAACCUAAAAAUGAUAAAAACGAGAAGAAAGAAUUAUCGGAAGCUGCUAAGAUUUUUGCCAGAAAUAAGGAGUAUCGUAUGGCCAAUACAGUAUUAGGUGUGCCUUCACAAGACGCCGCCAGACCUUCGUUACGGUCGAUUUUUAGAUCUCCUUUACAGAGUCCUCAUUACGAUUCUAGAUUUUUCGAUUCUUCUUUAAUUUCCAUGAAAAGCCAAACUUCUAGUAGUUCAACUUUGGACUAUGUCGGAAGCAAUGAAGAUGUUUGGGUUAAAAUGCCUCCCAGUGAAUUGAAACGCGAAUUGGGUUCCCAACCUCUACCUCAAACUACAACGGAAGAUGAUAGCGGCCUACCGCGCCCCAGAUCUGGUACUUGGGGUUCUAAAACAGAUAAACAGAAAUCUAAGGAAACACCAGAGUCGAGACGGAAAAAAGAAAAGGAGAGUAGAAGCGGAGCAGCCUCCAGGUCCAAUUCAUCCGAAAGGAGAGGAUCUGUGGAUGCUAGUCCGAAAAAACACGGGUUCAGAAAAAGAUCGAAUUCAGAUGCCGGCAAAAGGAAAGGGAACAUUUUCAUGGCUUCUAUGAAAAGUGCAAUGGUGCAUACUGGGUUGAUGCAAGCAAAGAAAACACCCAGAGAUGGUUCCGCUCAUCCUGUAUUAGACGAUGAUAACGAUCCAAAAUACUAUCAUACAGUUACAGCAGCAGCAACUGUUAGCCGCAGCCCGAUGACUAAGGUUAUGGAUAUUUUCAGAAAACCUCACAUAUCCACAACCACACAGACAUCAGAAGAAGAAAAGGAAAAGAAGGACAAGAAGAAGGAAAAAUAUGUUGCCCACACUCGUCCUAAAGCUCCCAGAGAUGGAUCUGCACAUCCAGUUAGAGAUGGCAAUUCUGAUACACAAUAUUACCACACAGUUACUGCUUCUUCGAGUCGCAGUCCAAUGACUAAAGUUAUGGAUAUAUUCAGAAACAGGUCACACGUCAACGUUCCUCCUGACGAUAGAAAAAAGAAACAGCAACAACAAAUUGGUGCUCACUUACGUCAAAAAUCUCUCGAUCCCGAACGACGCAGACAAUCAAUUGGACCAAUUCCGAAUAUACACAGAGCAUCCGAUGCUUUCGUAGAUCCAUACCACGCAGCGAUAUUAUUCAGAGAUUCCAGAGGGUUACCAGUGGUAGAUCCGUUUCUUGAAAAAGUCAAUUUCUCCGAUUUGGAAGAAGAUGAAUCCCAAAUUUUCGUUAAAUUUUUCAAAUUCCACAAGUGUUAUGACCUCAUACCAACAUCUGCUAAAUUGGUCGUCUUCGAUACGCAAUUGUUAGUCAAAAAGGCCUUCUUUGCCCUUGUAUAUAAUGGUGUUAGGGCAGCGCCGUUAUGGGAUAGUACAAAACAAGAAUUUGUCGGUAUGUUAACUAUCACGGAUUUUAUAAAAAUUCUUAGGAUGUAUUACAAAUCACCCGACGUGGCUAUGGAGGAAUUGGAAGAGCACAAAUUAGAUACAUGGCGAAGAGUAUUGAAAGAUAAGAAGCCUCUUAUUAACAUAGGUCCCGAUGCCUCACUUUAUGAUGCCAUUAAAACCCUAAUACACAAUAGAAUUCACAGGUUGCCUGUCAUAGAUCCCGAUACGGGAAAUGUACUGUACAUUCUCACACAUAAACGAAUACUUAGGUUUCUAUUUUUGUAUAUUAACGAAUUACCAAAACCAAGUUACAUGCUUAAAACUUUGAGAGAAGUUCGAAUUGGUAGUUAUGACAAUAUAGAAAUGGCGUCCGAAGAAACUACAAUAAUUCUAGCUUUAAAAAAGUUCGUCGAGAGGAGGGUUUCGGCGUUGCCUGUGAUAGAUAAUGAAGGAAGACUUGUAGAUAUUUAUGCAAAGUUUGAUGUUAUUAAUUUGGCGGCCGAAAAAACUUACAACGAUUUAGAUGUAUCAUUGAAAAAAGCCAAUGAACACAGAAACGAGUGGUUCGAGGGUGUAUAUAAAUGUAAAUUAGAUGAAACACUUUAUGCCAUUAUGGAAAAGAUUGUUAAAGCUGAGGUUCAUAGGUUAGUUGUCGUAGAUGAUGAAGACAAAGUAUUAGGAAUUAUUUCAUUGUCUGAUUUACUCUUGUACCUGGUAUUAAGGCCGUGUGGUGAAGAUGGAGGAACAACUGAUGGUGCUGUAUCUCUUAGAGCUCAGGAUAUUAAAAUAAACGAUACGCUUUGUGAUGACGACAUUAGUCAACCUGUAAUUCCCGAAGAAGAAGAACAAGACCACCCAGAUGAAAAUCUUGUGAAUAAAUCAGAAGAAAAAACUACAGACACUGUUGAAGUGGUGAAAGAAUGUGCCGAGGUAUUAGACAGCUCACCUAGUGCCUCCUUAGAUGAUCCUUUACAAGAUGGUGCCAUAAUAAAAGAGGUUACAGUUACAGGAGGCGAGUGAUAAAAUGAAAGAAAUUUUAUAGAAAUUUUUGGUGAUUUUUUAAAAGUUGAAUGCGGGUUCUAUGUGUCUGUGAGAAAUAAAAAAAAACAAAAUGUGUAUUUAUAAAUAUGCUUUUUGAUACAGGUUAGGUCCAAAUGUCUUUGUGUCCCUGUAAUGAAUUAUGUGUUGUACAAAUAUAUUUUGCCUUGAAUUUUUGCAAAUUUAACAUAGCAUAGAAAUAAUUCGAUUAAGCCAUACUAAUAAUUUAAAUCUGAGCAGUACAAAAAGUUUAAAAUGUCUCAAGUGAGAAUUCAAUUAAUAAUUACUAUAUCCAUAGUCCCACAGAAUUUAACAGAGCUCUAAAGAACAUCCACAUUUAAAUCAGAAAAUUUUUGUUCUAGUAAAGACAGUUAGGAAUUUUGAUUCUUCUUCAUUUUAUUGGAAAGAUAUUGAAAAUGAAGUUGGGUAACUCAUACAUACAAAAUUUGAUGUAAUUUUUCAUUUUUAUUUUGUUAAGCAAAUAAAAAUGAACGAUUCCAGAUUUAUCCUGUACAUUUUAUUUUCUAUGAAUUUCAUGAUUUUAAUUGUUUGUGAUAACCAUUUCACCAUAUAUCUUCUUUUAUAACGUAUCAUAUAUGGAUAAUUUAUUCCUCACUAAUUCAAGCGAAUCUCAUUCACAUAAAGUUGUGCAGUACGCGUCCAGAUUAGCACUCAACACCUCAUUUUAAAACAAUAAUUUUAAACAAAUAUUAAAAAAUUGUUGUAUUAUUUUUAUAUAUCUUUGUUUAAACAGUAUUUAAAAUAGCAGUUUACAAGAAAAAAAUUGAACAUAAGUCUUCAAUUUAAAAAUAAACUUUGACAGUAACCACCAUUGCAAGUUUGACUUGAAAAAUGUAGUGAUUAAUAAUAAUCCAAAAACAAAAUAACAGAAUAUCCAAGAUGCCAUCCAAUUUGAUACUGUAACAGUAUGAUUUCGUUACUUCAUUCUGUAACAAAAAAAUACUUAUUAAUAAAUAAAUAAAAAUUUUGACACGACGUUUUCAUUGUACAUUUACUUUUUGUCGCAAUCCCGACAUACAUUGUUUUUCAGUUGAAUGGUUUUUACAAACAGUUGCUUGACAUUUUUGGCAAAAUGUCUUCACCUUUCAUCUCUUGUCCUUGGACACAAGUUACAAUAUUUUCGCAACAAUUUAUUAUCAACAUUAGCACAUUUGUAAAGCACAUAGGCAUUAGCUAUUGAAAUGUCAAGCAUGGAAACAUCUGUAAAAUGCGUGUAUUUAGUAGUGGAUCAAAUUUUACUUGUUGAUGGAAUUAUCCACUUUAAUAAGUAGAAGGAAUGUUUGUGUUUUUGGCAAGUUAUUUAGUGAAUAACGGAAUUCAUUAAGAAUCUAAUAGCAUACACUAAACUGAGGAUUCAUCUAGGAUGCAUCUAGAAUUUUGAAAAUAAUUUUAAUUUCCACUAGACUAAUAUUUUUCCUUUGUUUAUUGUUGCUGCAUUGUUAAAUCUGUUGGUAUUUUUUCUAUUGAUAUAUUUCCAAUCAUGUCAGUUUAGUUUUUAAUUUACAAUAUUUGAAAAAAAUUAAUUUGAUUUGUAAUUUAUCUUGUUCGUUUAAAUUUUUAAAACUGCUUCUAAUAUAGUAAUAAUAUUUGAAGGACUAUAAUCUGUGUAUUUUAUUAAUUUUAUUUUAAUUAGUUAGUCUGGAAUAUGAAUUAUUUAAUUUUGUGAGAAACCGAGACAUAUUUACAUCCUCUUUCUGUUUUAAUAUCUUUUCUCAGUAUUUCGAUGUUAAAUUUAUACUGAAAUUAUUAAACAAAAGUGAUAUUGAAAACAUUCUGUCUGAAACAUUCCAUUAAAAAAAUUUUUGGACUUAGUUAUUUAAAUAUUGACUAUUUUUCUAUAUUUCCAAAUUUUAGGUUUCAUGUAAAAAAUUUCACACCGCUAUGUAAUAAUUGUUCGUAAAAAGAGAAAUAUUGUUUAUAAAUUUUUCUUUAGUAAUGAGUAAGAAAAAGCUCUGUAUCUGUCUCGGUUUUUUGUAUAAUUAAAAUGAUUUUUAAAUUAUUUAUCGAAAUUUAAAGCUACUGACUACUAUAUAGUGCCGAUAAAUCAAAUUAAUAUUGCUAUGUACUCUAAGUUGAUGAUGAAGAAGUUUCAAAAUGCUUUAAAUGUCAUUCUUAUUAUAUUUGCAUUGAUCAACAAAGCGCAGACCCGUAUUUUGCACGACGUCGCAAACAUAUUUUGUUCAAUUUGCCAUAUGGAAGUGCUUAGUUCAAGGGAAGAGGUUUUCCUUUUAUGUAUUGUAAAUAGCAGAUGGAGAAGUUAUUCUUUUUGGUCUCUAUAAAAAGUAUGACUCGUAUCUCAAAGCUUUUGUACACUAGAAUAAGUUUUCGUUAUAUCAAGUACAAUAAUAUACAUACAUACAUCCUUUUCAGUUGAACUAGCAAACUAGUCCGAAACGAAUUCACUACAUUUACAUGUCUAUGUAGGUGAUGGUGCGCUUACUAUAAUCGAUUAUGGAUAUUGUUGGUCAUGUACCACGAAUAAUACAAUCUGGACAAAAGUUUGUUACUGGCACUGACUACUGUCAGUGCGAGUUUUCACGUGUAGAUUUUUCUGACCAUCCCCGUAUUAGGAUAAUAUGUGUGAACAGUUUACUGUAAACACCAGGUACAAUAAUUUGAUAAAUAUUGUGUUAUAUGAUAAAUUUAAAAUGUUUUUUAUCUCAAAGAUUAUAAUAGAUUUUACAUUUUUUGAAAAAGAGCAUUUUGGAUCAUCCUGUAUGUGUAUAAUAACAAAUGGAUUGUUUAUAAUUAAUUAAGAAGUUAUUUAAUGAACAAUAAAUUUAGAAUGAAAGAAGUAAAUUGCAUGAUUAUAUCAAGUGAUUAAAUCAUAGAGAAAACCGGCAAUUACUUAUACCACAACUCUGCAAGGACAUUGGUUUAAUUUAACUCCAUUCCAUUAAUCCUCAUUUGUUUAAGGUUCACAAUUUUUAGUGCACUUUUUGGAUUCAUUCAGUUUUUUUUAUGCAAAAACAAGCAUAAGAGGGUAAACCCUAUUACACUCAAGUAGUUCAAGUGGUGCCUACCGUGUGGAGAUAUCUGUGGGUAUUUAUCUUGAACUUCUGUCGAUUGUAGUGUUCGGAAAAGACGUGCCUUGGUAGCUGAUUCACAGGCUUGUACUUCUCCAAAGAAAGGAGUACCGAUAAACUGACGUUCUCAGCGUCUGCAGGCGAACUCUGUGUUAAUGAGCCACGUCUGCCUGUCGAGUAUAUCUCGCAUAUACUGUUCUGGAUGAGAUUAUGUAAGACACCUCGAUAGAGCAUCUGCCGUGGGCGUAUCGGUAAAAACAAGUCAGGUCAGCGACCUUUCUUUUUUGCUCUAAGCUGUCCAAGUUUCUGGUCAACUCUGGGUUGCCUGUAAGUCGAAUUGAUGUCUUCUGUAUUGGAUUGAGCAUCUUCAAGGUAUGCUUGGGGACCGAGCUCCAAUACUCCAAAGAUAGACGAAUCUGUGUCUUGUAGAGAAUGGGAAGCUGUUGCGGAGUCUAAAGCUUUUUGGCCUUGAAGGGAGCUCCAAGUUUUUGUGAAACCGCCUUAGCUAAUUUACCAAUUCGUCAUGUAUUAUUGAGUUGAUGUCAAAUGACGAUUUGAUAAAUUUUUUUGAUAAAUACUAAUCCACUAGAAUCAUUUUAGCGUUUUUAUACUCUAUAGAGUGCUGCCUGUUUCAUCUCUUAUAACUUUUUGUAUUUAAAAUAUUCACUACCCAUCAGCUGUGUUAAAAAUUUUUUUUUUCAUUUUUUCAUUAACAUCAUGCAGGAAGUUUGAAAGUCCAAUGCGUUUUUCGCGCACUUUAUCACGCAAUUCAUUCAGUUGAAGAAUCAAAUUUCUCAGCACUGAAUCUCAUUCUAGACCUUUCAGAUUUGUUGAUGAAUUUCAAUUUUUUUUAACUGAAUGCGAGAUUUCGAAAACGAAUCACCGAAUUUUAUAAUAAGCGGGAUAUUUAAUUAACUGAACGAAAUUAAACAAGUGUUCAAGUAAGAUGUAUACACAUCCAAGAGCGAGCUCAAAAAACCUGCUGCGGAGCAAAUUGUAAACGGAACUUACUUUACGAAUAUACUAUGUGCUUUUUGAUCAUAAAGAAUUUUUUUUGAAUUAUUGUUUCCACCAAGUUUACUUACCAUUUCUAGAAUUUUUAAAUGGAGCAAGCUAUAAAUUUGUAAAUUUUUGGCAUUUAACACUUUUCAUACUCUAUAUAAUCAAUAACUAAUUAUGUAAUAAUAAAAAUAGAAUAUUACUGAGUGAAUUAAAAUAAUUUUUAUAAUUGUAUUGUGAAUCUAACAAGACAUUUUGUAACCCCUAGAUAUUACUUUGGAAAAAGAAUUUAAUUGAAUCCCAGUGAAAAUCCAUGUAUAAUUGAUCAUGAAAUUAGGGAUGUCUGUAAACUUAAUUUCUUGGUGUGUUUUCAUAUUUGUUACUGAAUUUAUUGCUUACAUAAAAUCUUUGAUGUUAAAUUGAAAUUAAUAGGAAUUUAAUAUCAAUGAAUUGCCGGUUUUCCAUCUAAUAAUUAGUAUUGGGCGUUUAAACGUUGUUCAAUUCUAAUAAUAAACAUUUUAUUAUUUAUGUAGUAGUUUAAAUAAUUAUGUAGGUAUAAAACAAAAAGAGUAAGCUGCCUUAUUUAGGAUGCUGAAGAUAGUAAAUGAAGUGCUACAAUAUUUUCUGCAAGUUAUGUAAUAUCAAUAAAAAAUUAUUUAUAAA